GCUUCCAAUCAUAAGCAACUUCACUUUCAUUACUAUUUUCAUUCUCAAUCAUAAGGAGUGGCCCAUGCAUUUGCGCGGCUAGGUUAACAAUAUGUUUUUUCUGCAUAUAAUUUUAGGUUAUGACAAAGUCCCGAGUAUUAUGCCAUAAUAGUUAUUUUGCAUAUAAAUAUGUUAGCGCAAAAUCUGUGACAAAUGGUUAUAUUACUUUACUGGAGCAGUGCAAAUAUAUUUAUCUCUGAAAGAUAUAUUUGGCAAGCACUGGUUUCCAAUAUCUUUGUAACAAGUGUUUUCUCGAUCCCAUGUGGCCGCCGCAAGUGAACACAUGCCUAUUUCUUCCUCCAUUUUUUUUCUUACAAAGGGUGGAUUUUAUUGACUCAAAAGACAAACACAAUGAGCGCACACCUGGCUUGUGCAUAACUAGGAUGCACACAAUCAACACCAACGCGUACACACACACAAAAGAAAAGCACGCCGGCAAAGAGCAAACUCAUGCAUGAUCAAAGCUAUGCGUACACAAUGAAAGGAAAAAAGAAGCGUUUAAUAAACUAUGGCAAGGACCAUAUCCGCGCCAACCAUCUUUUGACACCACAAGAACAAUGACAAAGGUUCUUCAACAGCAACACCUUCAGGAAGGGAACGAUGCUCAAGCAUUGUCGUCACCGGAUCCAACCACCAAAGGCCAGAUUAUAGUUUUUCACCCUGAAGAAUAAGUUCGAGCAUAUCCGACCAAGGCCUUCAACAAGGUAGCAACACAAAAACAUUGCUAUUGCUAGGUAUAGCAACUCGGGUCAGACUUAGGGUUUUCACCGCGGAGCUCGAGACCGGGUACUUAGAGAAGCACCACCAAAUUGAAGUCAAUCAUGUAUUGUCGUCACCAUUUUCAGCGAUCCCAGUAGCUACAAGUGUAGCAUAGUAUCGAGUGACGGCACCACAGCCGCCGCUACACAACCAUACCCUCUGCGUGAAGCUGCUGUCCAUAGAUUUCAUCUCUCCACCGAAUGCAAACUAGUUGGAGUGAAAGCCGCCAAAACCCACAAAUGAACCUUCUGGCUACAACCUGCAACCUUGCCAGUGUGAGCCACCAAUAGCAGCCACUGGAUCUGGAGAGAGGGUCCCUCAUGAAGACCAUUUGGUGUCCUCUGCAAUCUGCCGCUCAAGUGGUCGGUUGAUGCCAUCACGAUCAGGAUGAGAAAUGACUCGGCGCGCCAGAUCUGGAAGACAGGGACCUCGCCGGGGACACCAAGUUGGGAGAGGGCUGGCUCCAACGAUGGCCAAAGGCCCACAACCAGGAGCCGGGAGGCCGCACCCCAAUCGCCAUAAGAGACCGCGCAGCCCUGUAGCUAGAGGAGGGUGAGUCCCGGUGGUAGCGGCGGCUCACCCAUAGCUCGAGCGGUGGCGGGGUCUAGCGAGGAGAGCCGUGCCGUCACGCCGAAGAACCGGAGCGACGACAAGGAUGGGAUGGGAUGGGAUGCAAGGAUGGGAUGGGAGCACUGCCGCCGAGGGCUUUGCUUGGCGGCGCAUCAACGGUGACGUGUGGGGGAGGGGACGGGGUUGUAGAAGGCUAAUGGCGGCGGCGGAGGAGUGCCUCCCCCUAUUAAAAUUGACAGAGCAUUUCACUUCUCCCGGCCUGUGCACCAACAAGGGAUGGACACAACCAUUUUAGUAUGAGUACUAGGAUUUUUAGCUUGAUGUGUUGUUCCACGAUGCAUCAAGUUUGGUCCUCGAGGAUUUUUUUUUGUAUGAGUACCAAUAUUUUAAUGUACCAACUCCCUUCAACCUUCUUGUAUGCUUCUUCUCUCCCAAGUCAUCGCUUAAUGCGCCACUUGAUUUUGUCUGUGCGGCCGGUCACCAGCUUGAUCUCCUUUUGGCCCACAUUUUCCAUUCCUAUGAUGCCCUGCUCCACUGCCUCUUGCGCAACCCCCCCCCCCCCCCCCCUCCCCGGCUAACCCUAGACCCAAGGCUUAAAUUUCUCAAAAAAACUGCUACAUGAGGUUCUUGCAUGGUCCUGUCGCUGACGAGGUCCAUGUCCCCAACAAGAUGAAGCACUCCGCCAGCCACCCUCUCGUUGUGGCAAUCACUGGAUAGCAUCGAAAGUGGGGGGUUGCCUGAGUUCUAGAGGGGGGCAGGGGGUCGCUGACGUUCUAGAUUUGGGGUCGCUGGACAUGCUGACAGAGGAGCCCUAGCCGUCGCUAGCAAUGGGGAAUUGAAAAAGAAGACCAAAAUUCUAUUUUGUGAAGGAAUCAGUUCGUGAAAAUACUGUUAAGUGAAUGGCAUGGUGGGGUAUUUUCAUCAUAACUCCAGGGACAGGGGAUAUGGUCCGUGUAGAAGCAUCUAUUUCUCUACUCCAUUAAAAUGAACUAGAUGGUACUCCAACUCGAUGUAUGUUGAUCUACUACUCGUAUUUGAUCCGGACGAUGUUUCGUAGAGUCAUCUAACACACUCCACUAAAAAAAUCAAAGUUGAGGCAUUUGAGUUGCAUCAGAUUCAGUACUGAAGUUGUGGAGCGUAGCUGUCCCAAACACACCCUUAAUAGCAGAAGCCAGACAUGUUGGCUACAACACCUUAGUAGGAUGCUUCUUUCAAGUCUUCAAGAAAAUUCCAAUCAAAAAUUAAACUAGAGAUUAAUGGCUUAUAGGUAAACCUUUUAAGCACUUCUCCACUCAGUACCUUUAGGGGAACUGAAAUAUCAACCAACUUGUUAAUGUGUAUUUAUUUCUAAUUCUUAAUUUCGUACAAAAAUAGUAGUAUCCGUACAUGUCUGCGCAUAUUAUUCCUAAUUUAGCUAUUUAUGUCCCCUUCUAGUAGCAUUUCUUGCCUCCUGAUAUAGAGUUCACAUGAAACUAAUUUGCUAACAUUUUUUGGUUUCAUAUUUGCAUUUAGUAUUUUUUUUUCAGAAGCAGUGCUAUUUUUAUCCAGCUAAUAUUUUUUAUUCACAAUUUAUUUCUAACUUCAUAUAUAAAGCACAAACUUCAUUUCAACACUAUACUUUUGGGACAAUUUAUUUCUAACUUAGCUGUUUAACUAUUUUAUAUGUGGCUUCCACCAACUUUUUGCAACAUUAUACUUAAUUCUUAUGUAUAUAUUACUAUAUAUAUAUAUGUAUAUAAUUGUUUUAUGUAAACCCAACUACUAACUUGUAUGGAAACAUUGUUUUCAAUUUACGGAAGAGGAGAAAAGGCCACUGUUUAAGUAUACAUAGUAGAAGCUUUGCGCGCUUAUACGUUUACAUGGUGAUGGUGUCAUCAUGUGCACUGCAAAUGCUUUACGAAUCCACUGUACUUUGUUGGUAUUUCUCACGGCCUUCAGUUUUUGCCAUUCUGCAAAACAAGUCACGUUGGUGUUUUCUGGUGGAUCUCUAGCACUGAAUUCAAUCUGUCUGAUCAAUGGCAACCAUACUAGAAUCUUUGCUUGGAUCAUGUGCCAAUAAGUUGAAAGAUAUCAUUACAAAUGAGGCCAUAUUAAUCCUAGGGGUGGAAGAAGAGCUCGCAGAACUGCUGCGACGAGUAGAGUUAAUACGAUGUUGUAUAUAUGAUGCUGAGAAAAGGAGGACAAAAGAGUUAGCAGUAAACAAUUGGCUUGGUCAACUGAGAGAUGUCAUAUAUGAUGUUGAUGAAAUGUUAGAUAUGGCCAGAUGUAAAGGUAGCAAGCUACUGCCUGACCAUCCUUCAUCAUCAUCAAGCAAAUUAGCUGCAUGUAAAUGCCUUUCAAUUUCCUCUUGCUUUUGUUACAUCGGGUCACGUCGUGAUGUUGCUGUUCAGAUUAGAAUUCUGAAUAAGAAGAUAGAGAACAUUUCAAAGGACAAGAUUUUUUUAACACUCAACAGUAGUACACAACCUACUGGAAAGGGUUCAACAUCCAAACUGAUAAGAAGUUCCAACCUUGUUGAGCCCAACCUUGUGGGGAAGGAGAUCAUACAUUCUAGCAGGAAACUGGUUGACUUAAUUCUUGCACACAAGGAAAGUAAGUCUUACAAGCUUGCUAUUGUUGGAACAGGAGGAGUUGGUAAGACAACACUAGCUCAGAAAAUAUACAAUGACCAAAAAGUAAAAAGAAGCUUCAGGCAACAGGCAUGGGUUUGUGUUUCGCAAGACUAUAGUGAAGUAACACUUCUGAAAGAGGUUCUCCGAAAUAUUGGUGUGCAUCAUGAGCAAGGGGAAACCAUAGCAGAACUACAGAGAAAGGUUGCAGAAACAAUCAACGGAAAGAGUUUCCUUCUUGUCCUAGAUGACGUCUGGCAUCCCAAUGUAUGGAUGGAUUUAUUAAGACCUGCAUUGCAUGAAACGACCGCCGGAGUAUUAUUGCUAACCACACGAGAUGAUCAAAUUGCAAAGAGAAUAGGUGUAGAACAUACCCAUCGAGUUGAUCUCAUGUCAGUAGAGGUGGGAUGGGAGCUACUUUGGAAGAACAUGAACAUCGACAAAGAGAAAGAAGUGCAGAAUUUAAGAAACACUGGGAUUGAGAUUGUUCGCAAAUGUGGCCGCCUCCCUCUUGCUAUCAAGGUUAUUGCUAGUGCUUUGGCUGGCAGGGAUGUAACGGAGAAUGAGUGGAAAAAGUUUCUGGAAAAGUAUGCUAGCUCACAAAGCAUGUUCUCUGAUGAAACUGAAGGAGUUUUGUAUCUAAGCUACGAUGAAUUACCACAUCGUCUUAAGCAGUGUUUCCUUUAUUGUGCUUUGUAUAUUGAAGGUACUAUCAUUCUUCGUAGGGAAAUUACCAUGUUAUGGAUUGCUGAAGGUUUCGUCGAGGAGAAACAAGGCCAACUAUUAGAAGACACAGCAGAAGAGUACUACUAUGAGCUAAUCCAUCGGAAUCUCCUCCAUCCAGAUAGUGUAAUUUUUGACCAGGCCGAAUGCAGAAUGCAUGACCUUUUGAGACAACUUGCUUGCUAUAUAUCAAGAGAAGAAUGUUUUAUUGGGGAUGUUGAAACAUUAAGUGGUAAAAAUAUGUCAAAACUGCGACGUGUUAAUGCUAUCAGCAAGAAGGGUAAAGUAGUGUUACCUAGAAUGGAUAAGAUGGAAAUUAAGGUGAGGACUUUCCUAGUUGUUAAUGGUCCACGGAGAAUCGAUGAUACACUAUUCAAGAAAUUUCUGCUUCUUCGUGUUCUGGUACUGAAUUACUCACUUGUGCAAAGCAUUCCAGAUUAUAUAGGAAAACUGAUACAUCUACGCCUACUUAAUCUAGAUUAUACUAGCAUAUCUUGUCUUCCGGAAUCCAUUGGCUCCUUAAAGAACCUUCAAGUUCUGAGCUUGAGAUGGUGCGAGAAUCUGCACAGUCUUCCUUGGGCGACGACCCAGUUGUGCAGUUUAAGACGUCUUGUUCUCGUCUGCACAAAAAUAAAUCAGGUUCCAAAAGGAAUAGGAAAAUUGAAGUUCCUGACUGAUUUACGAGCAUUUCCUGUUGGUGACGGAAGUGAUAAUGUUGAUAUGCAAGAUGGAUGGCAGUUGGAAGAGUUAUCUUCUGUGUCGCAGAUGAGGUUUCUUGGUCUUGUUAGAUUGGAAAGGGUGACUCAUUGUAGUACAAAUACAGUGUUGACGGACAAAAAGCAUCUAAAAGAACUAAGACUAUUCUGGACUGAACAUGGAGAGGAACCAUAUACCGAAGAAGAUGUUAGCAAUGCUCAGAAUGUCCUUGAGCAGCUAAUACCUCCACGCAACCUGGAAAACCUAACUAUUUCACGGUUUUUUGGUCGGCGUUAUCCCACAUGGCUUGGUACCAGCUGUUUGUCUUCAGUGAUACACUUGCUCCUCACCGAUUUACGAUCAUGUGUGGAACUUCCACCAAUUGGGCAGCUACCAAACUUGAAAUAUCUGAAAAUUGAUGGAGCAUAUGCAGUUACCAAGGUUGGACCUGAAUUUGUUGGUUGCAGGAACAGUGAUCCCGUAUGGAAUGAGUUAGUUGCUUUCCCUAAACUUGAAUGGUUAAUAAUCAUGGAUAUGCCAAACUGGGAGGAGUGGUCUUUUUUUGAAGAAGAAACUGCUGAGAAUGAAGGGGGGGAGGAUGGAGCUGCUGAAAUUCGAAAAGAUGAUGUCCGAUCUGCAGGAUAUCAACUGUUCCCUCGUUUGAUGGUGUUGGAUCUCUUCAAUUGCCAUAAAUUGAGGGCUCUUCCGCGACGGCUUGGAGAGGAUACCGCCAGCUUGAAGGAGCUCAGAUUAAUUGGAACAAACAACUUGAAGGCCCUGGAGGACUUCCCACUGCUGUCUGAGCUCCUUAUUAUUCAGAAAUGUGAAAGCUUGGAGAGGAUCUCCAACCUCCCUCAAGUGACAGAGCUGCGUGUACAUGGCUGUCCGAACUUGAGCCAUGUGGAGGGUGUGGGAAGCUUGCAGCAGCUGGGGCUGGGCGAGGAUAUGCAAGAGAUAUCUUCCUGCUGGGUGUUUGGUCUUCAAGAGCAGCACCAACGACUUCAUGGCAAUGACCUGGAUAUCUACACAUUGUCUACCAGUUAGAUGGCAAUGAAAACACAAGGCUGGACUGAAGGUGCAGUUCACUUGAGCGGGCAAAGCAUGAUGAGGCAUACUAAGUUGAGGAGGCCUGUCAAUGUUGAAGGUGCACAGGUAGCAUGAUGCGUACCAAGCUGGUGAAUGAAGUAUUCUGUUUUCCUUUGGGAAUACUGUAUCGCAUUUCAUUUUGUUUAUAUCUGAGUUCGGGCCAGACGCCUUUGCUGUACUAAACCUCCCAUGUGGUAUGCUUUCAGUUUCCGACGAGUUUCGUUUUAUUUUUUUCCUGAACUUGGGGCCAGAGGCCUUUGCUGUACUGAACCUGUGUGACACAGUUUGGUUCUUUGGAUGUAACCGACAAACUUUAUUUUCACGUGAUUGUAUUAUUUGAAUGGAAGUGAUGCAUUUCUUUUUA
Messenger RNA from Triticum urartu, 6846 nucleotides. The record is from RefSeq and is a predicted model, not a curated record. Lineage: Eukaryota; Viridiplantae; Streptophyta; Magnoliopsida; Poales; Poaceae.